Molecule: messenger RNA, 4639 nt
Organism: Amoebophrya sp. A25
Lineage: Eukaryota; Dinophyceae; Syndiniales; Amoebophryaceae
Source: the annotation of a GenBank genome assembly
CAUAAAGAUAUCGUGGCGACUGGUAUUAACACCAAAAGAACAACAAGAUGGUUUUCGAAGAACAAAGCCGACACCAACGCUGGUCAGAAAUCAGAAAGAGGCUAACGUCUUUUUUCUCUCGAUCGACGGAUGGUCUGUCAGCGGCUGUCACUGCAGACCGCCUUCUCAAUGGGCUUGCAUCUUCAUCAGGGGAAGGUGACGUAUCUCGCUUGUCCUCGUCAUCUGCGGUUGUAGGGGAGUCGGAUGUAUCAACAGCAUCGCAGACACUACAGCAAUAUUCAUCCGGGGCCGAAGAUGUGCAUGUGGCGACUUCAAAGACAAAUCAAGAAUUAGCAUCAUCAUCAACACCUUCUUCCAGCGGCCUGCAGCAGCAAAUUCAGCAUCGAAUCUCCGAACCCCCACUGACCGAUCCCCGACUGACCGAUCCCCGACUUGCCGAUCCCCAACCGGAGGCAUCCCCUCUCGGCCCUCCGACACCUCUUCCCGAUGACAAUCCUUACCUGUUUCGACGCGACCAGUUACCACUGAGCACGCGUGGCAGGGAUAUUAUCGACGCUGCAGGAAAGAGAGUCAAAUUGCGUUGCGUCAACUGGUCAGGAGGACAACUAGAAACGUUCGUAGUUGGCGGACUUCAGGUCCAGACCCUUGAGCAUGUGGCGCUAGCAAUAAGAAAACUGCACUUUAACUGCGUGCGCUUGGUGUAUUCUAUGGCUUGUGGAAAAUUGAAAAAAUUAAAAUUUGUAUUUGAAGAUGAAUUUGUUGUAUUUGUUGAUCUCGAUGAACCUCAUCAAGCAGAGUAAACGCAGGAGAGACGAUAGUAUCUAUCGCAUCCUUCAAGAGCAGGACCUCCUGCUCCUGUCUGCUGCUGUCUCAGGGGCGGCAGAGUACCAGGUGUACUAAAGAUUCUCUCUUUCUCCAUGUGUCUCUAAUAUCUCCCUCGACCUAGUUUUCGAGAAACAAACAACACCAGUCGCAGCCAUCGCCGCAAAUCAGCCACUGCUAGACGCAAAUGCCGACCAACAGCCUUACCAAAUCCUUUUCAAGAAAACCGUGGAAGCCUUGACAAAUCUGAAGAUUGCAGUCAUCCUGAACAACCACAACUCUGACGCUGGAUGGUGCUGUAGUGCGCUAGAUGGCAACGGUCUGUGGUAUUCAAGCUCCUAUCCGGAAAAGAAUUGGCUGGAUCACUUGUCACAAGUGGCUAGAGAUUUCCGCGAUAACCCAUACGUUGUGGGUAUCGAUUUACGGAAUGAGGUGCGCGCAGCCAAUGGAGUGCUGCCGAAAUGUAUGGGACAGGAAGAUUCACGUGGUAGUUCUAGUUUCUCUUACUUGUGAACAACAUGGAGUGGAUCUUCUACUUCUUGAAGACUUUUCAUCCCAUAUCAGGAAUAACGCAGUAAAAGUAAUCCUCUUGCUAAGCUUUUAAGCAAAUCUAUAUUCUGCAAGACCUUAACCUGCUUCAUUUUCUGGUAUACCGGAGACAAGGCUACGGAUUGGGGCAGCGCCGCUUUACGUGGUGGCAUCGGCGUCAACUUAGAAAACCCGGAUAUGCUAGUCGUAGUCGGCGGCGUGUGGUACAACAUGUUCCUCUGCGAUGUACCAAAGCUUCCUAUACACGAGUUUCUUCCCGGAAAAGUGGUGUACACCAGUCACGCAUACAGCUGGUUCUCGAACCGAUUGCAGGUCGCCAAUGUGUUGCGCUACUACUCGGCGUCGUUGUUACGGGGACAUGAGUAUUAUCAUGAUAAGGCGCCGUAGCUUUAACGUACUAAGCCACAACCUCAAGCUGUCAGUACUUUUCAUCAUUUGGAUCUUUACAAGCUCAAGCGUGUCUUCCGAAUCCUCCACUGCAACAUCUAAUGCAAGGCGGCGUCGUCCUACUCCUGUGGACGCUCGUCGUCAUCUUUUCGUUCAUUCAGCGAUGGCACCCGAGGAUGGCUAGCAUAACCAGAGGGUUCGUCAGGUACUUACUUAAUAUUUAGAUUUCUUUGCGAGAGUCGUUGCAGUGGUAGUUACUAUUUAUCUCGUACCAGUCGCACGCAUGUUGCUAAUCAUGUUUUCUAGUCCUCUUCCUUGUCAUCUCGUCUGCAUGUAAAAACAACAGGCUCCAAAAAUGGUUCCGUAUGGAGAAUACCUAUUGUUCCAUCGCAGAUCCAGUCUACCUCGGAGCCAUUUUAUCCGCCAUUUCCGUCCCCAUUUUCGGAUUUAUUGGUGCUCGCGAGUCCGGCUGUGACCUCACGGAGCAGGUGGUAGGUAUAGCCUGCGUCACGCUGGCGACGAUAGGCGGCGUUCUGUCGGUGCUAUUGUGGACGAUAGUUUUGAUGCGCUAUCUCUUCACAGAUCCGCAGUUCAAAAGAAGAAUUUUGACCUUAUGUGCAGGAAAUUUACCAGAGGACGACCGAACAGAAACAGGAGACUACUCACAUACAGGGGGAGAGGCAAGAGCUGCUAGUACGUUGAUGGAGCUUGAUACCGUCACCGAUACUAGCGUUCUAGCCACUUCCUCAAGCUUGACAGAAGUCCAGGAUAAUCUUGCUAGAAGUGGUCUUACAGCAUCGCCCAGUGGGACCAGUAGCACCCUCAGUCUUCUGGAGCGCCCUUUGAGUGUCCAAGGAACGCGUUCACAUUCUCAAGAACCAACUGAUCAUCUCCCAGACGAAGUACCUGUACAAGAGGCCCUACGACUGAUGGCGCCACCGGUCAGUAUCCGGAGUCGCAUGUCACUACUUGUUGCUUUGGCAGUGACCUGUACGAUGAUCGUUUUCUCAGUCUUUGAGCAAGAUUAAGGCCUAUUCCAUUUCCAUUAUCCCCUAUGAAUGCCUGCUCCACCUCCAUCUUCGGAAGCAUCUUGGAGACGUUUUCAGGUGGGGGAAAGCGGAUUCAGGAUGGAGGUCCCCGGGAAGGGGAUAAGGGUGAGCUCUAACAAGAGCUGCGAUCUUAUGAUAGGCUACGUGAGGAAUACGACACGAAUUGGGGAUUUUUGGUGAGGAAAAACAUCGCACCAGUUUGGCUAGGCGAGUUCGGUAUAGGACGUGGAAGCUCAGACAGUGCGUGGUUUGUGGAUGCUUUUCAUUAUGGUUAAUACACCAUGCUAUUGUUAUCUGAAUAAACACGUCGCUAUUGAUGUUUUUGAUUUCUACCCACGUCCUCACCGUCCACCGCAGUCCUCAUCAGCCUCGCUGAUCACGUUGCCCAAGAGCCACAGGUACAAUUACAAAUUGAAUUCUUUAUCUAGAAGUACCUACAGUCACAGUGGUCUAGCUCUUGAUUAAUAUCACACGAAUUUCUUCGUAUUCUUCCUCUUGAUUCGCACAAGAAUUUCGUCGUAUUCUUCCUCUUCUAAUUCCCCUACGUCGACCAAGAGCUAGACAUUGGUUGGUCGUAUUGGCCGAUCGACGGUCGUGUUGGCCUCGGUUCCGGUGAGUCUUUCGGCAUACUAACGCCUGACUACACGCAUAUUCGCGAUGUGGAGAAAGUGAGGAAAUUAAGGCUACCACUUGUGAAGCAUCCACUUCGUGGACAUCUUCACCAUGAUAGAUAGAUCAAUCGAUGCUUGGCGUCUUCUAUUCUCAAGGUAGGAGAAAAACACUCAGUUCUCUGCUUCAAAGCUUAAUAUUCUCAAUGAGAAAAAGAACAAGAAGCCAAGCAGGACGGUCUUUAUGAUGCGAAUAUGGUAGCAGCUCUAAGGCAACUGACGCACAACAAGCUGAAUAUGACGACAAACGCGACUACAGGUGAGACCUUUGUCCCUGGCUUUGGAGGUAACGGAACUUAUCCACCUGGAUUUGACCCGGAUGACGAUGGACGAUGACUAGGCUUUCUUGCACUUCAGACUCAGAGCAACAAGAAGUUGCAAAAUUUUUAAUACAUGAUCGGGCUCACGGGAAGGGGAUAUACAUUUUUAGUAGUUGUGAUGCUUCAACAAAUUUUCAUCAUGAUACUGUUAUUUUUUAGUAGUGUUAGACCUGGAGCUGGACGCACUACUAGUACUACGUACUACAUCAGAACAAUCUUCAGGAGACCCAACCGUUUGACUGUUAGCACUACAUGAUCUCCAUCAGCUUCAGCUGGUAGAUUAGGUCCCUGCACUACAACAUUUUCAAGCAUAGACUUAGAGAUAGAGAUACUAACAUGAUAAAUUUAACGACAAUGUAUUUGUACUCCAUUUUCAACUUGCCGUUACUUAGCUUGAAAGUGCCCUUGGUUGACCCCACGCCCACUUCCAUUGCACAAUCAAAACUAAAGAAAGAUUAAGCGUGAUGACUAAGUAGAUUGAUGCAUCAAGAUUAUCAUGGUCGUCGGCGUUGCCUGAGGGGAAUGCUGUGAUCGAUGUCCUGCUCCCAUUUUCGAUGUGGCGCUCUCGGUUUCACUCGCAGCAAUUCCAGACAAACCCGAUGAUUACCGGGUCCGGCAUUGUGCGAACGCGAAGCCCCCUUUUUAACCUGCGUGAGCUAACGCAGAAUAGAAAUUUUCACAUGAUUCUUAGUUACCUUACUGUUACUUGCUUGCUUGGCGUCCGAGCUGCAAACUUGUGUACCAUAAAAUCACGUAUGACAUUGAAGUUUUUAAUUUGGAGAUGGAGGACCGAUAACAUCUAGUAUUAUUUUCGUCCGUUGUUUGUGAUUGUGUAAAUGUGAAG